AGAAAACAAAACGCAGUGGCGGCGCUGGUAGGGCCGCCGGGAGGCCUGCGCUCCGAUUCGGGAUUCACACCGGACGAGGCUCACUCGAUGCUCCACACAGGCACCGGGAGACGGAGUGAGAGCAGUGCCGGUGCUGUUCCUAUGGAGGCCGAGGUGCAGGACCCUAACUAUUGAAGAAUAAGAGCCCAACAAAAUGGAAGACUGUCUUCACACAUCUUCAGAAAAUCUGUCCAAACUGGUCAGCUGGGCUCACAGUCAUGGAACUAUCUGCAGCCUCAUUCCAAAUCUGAAGCACUUAUUGACUGAAGGGGCCCAUGGAAACCUCACUGCGAUGUGGGGUUGUGGUGCUGGCCACGCUUACCACUGGCCAUUGGCUGUUACUUGCAGGGCAGGUUCCCAGGACAGAGUGUGCUUCCAGGACAGUAGAAGCUUUAAUUCUGAGAGCCCCAGCAUAAUUGCAAUGUCAUCAGAGUCUCAGCAAAAUCCAGCAGAGAAAUACCUUAAUAGACCCUCAAAAGGAAAGGCCGAGUGUCCCAGGACGAGGGAUUCCUGCGACUUUUCGUACAGCGAACAUUCUGAGGUUGACGAGAAUGUGGAAGAGUAUGAUGAUGAAGGUGAUUUAUUUCAUAUGGCAUGUGAGUCUUCAGUGACAGAUGAGGAUAGUGACUAUGAUUCUCAGUUGCGGAACAAUUCACUGAAAAGGCGGGAAGCUGGUCCUUCGCUUUUGCCAGACUCACCAAACCACCUUGCUAAUGAGAACAGUAAUGAGGUGAUUGUUAAAAAAAUCAAGCAGGAAGGUCCUGAAGACUAUUACAUUGUGACAAAUGCAGAAAUCUCUAUAGACAACGAUAGUUCGUCUGUUGCAUUGAAGUCUGGGUCAAAGUCUGGUCCUGCUGCUUAUUUGGGUCCUACCAAAUCCUCAGCCCUCCUUCCUGCUGGUCACAUGCCAGAAAAGAUUGAUUCGCAGGGUAUUUCUGUCAUUCCACCUGCUUCUAAUCGGGUUGCUGGUGCAAAGUCAGGACGGAGUUGCACAACUUCACAGAAGAAGCUAAACGGAGGUCAAGGAGCUGGGCAGAAAUUAGUUCUUCAAAUGCCAGUCAGCACAUCAGGAGGAAACCAGCAGAUCAAUAUCCCACUCUCAGCCCUCCAACUUCCUGGCCAAGAAGAGCAGAAUGCUUCUGAAGACACAGGGGCACAGAUGGUGAAGACUGGGGCUUCCAGUGAGGUCUCCUUGUCUCCAUCUGUCAGCGCUGAACCUGAAGUCAGCUCCAGUCAGCAACAAUCGAGUGUGCCCCAAUCUCUGGUCAAAGAUGCCAGUGCCCAAUCAUCAGCAACAGCCUUUUCUGGAAAACUCAACAGGUUUCCAACGUUUGAUGGCGAACUCAAGGAGCUCUGCACCAGCGCUGUCAGUGCAAACACCACAAAGGCAACGCUGUAUUCACUGAAUGUCUGGCGAUACUGGUGUGUGACACGAGAGCUGAAGCAAUACAUGGAUAUUACCAAGAUUCCACCUGUGAAGCUCAAUGAGCUAUUGGAGGACUUCUACGUGACUGUGAGGAAGACCGAUGGUUCUGACUUCCUGGCCACCUCCCUCCAUGCUAUCCGUCGUGGCCUGGACCGCGUGCUGAAGAAUGCCAAUGUGGGUUUCUCGAUUGGAGAUGCCGUCUUCAAAUCCUCCACCCAAAAGCUGAAGGACAAACUGAGGCAGCUGAACAAGGCAGGCAUGUCAGGCUCACGAUCCCGCAACAUCAUCUACUUCUCAGGCCAGGAUGAAGAGGAGAUGUGGCAGGCCGGUUACCUUGGUGAUGCCAACCCAGUGGCUUUGCUGAGCGUGGUGGUAAAGUUCAACAGCCAGUACUUCAACAUGAGAACCUUGCAGGAGCACGUGGACCUCAUGUAUGGGGACAUUGAGCUGCUGAAGGACACUGAAAACCGGCCCUUCUUUGCCAGGACUGACAUGGUCAAACGAGAGAACAAAGUAUGCAGCAAUAAGCUCUGCUUUGGGCAAAUCUACCACGAGCACUCUGAAGGACUCAAGAGAUGCCCAUACUGCCUGCUAUAUAAAUACAUGUACACCCACCGACCUCCGAGCCAGCGGGAUCCCAAGUCAUCCUUUUACCUCGUGGCCAGGAAAGAUUUCUCUCAGUUGGACAAUGUGUGGUUUGAGGAGCAGCGGAUGGGCCUUCGCUCCCUCAGAGCUGUGGUCCCCAAACUAGCAAAGAAGGUCAGGCUCGAGCAAAGUGAGAGCUUCACCUUUGUGUCCUUCACACAGGCCUCACUUCUUAAACCAGGGAAGUUCCUUUCUACCAGCAGCUGAGAAAAGACUGGAUCCUUUAGACCAAAAGAUUGUUUCAAAUGUACAGCUUCUAGCAAAGGGGGAGAAAUAGUGCAAAUAGAAAUGAAAAAAAAAAUGUGUGCUGUUAUUCAAAUGGGGGCACUAGUUACUCAUUUAAUCAUCCAUAAUCCUUUGUCAAAGUAUUUUCAUUACACUUUUCAGAAAAUAAAGUCUUGUAAUUUAACCUCUGUAUUAAAAAAAACAAAAUUGUAAACUCUUAUUGUUGCAGGAAUUAG
This is a messenger RNA of Hemiscyllium ocellatum (epaulette shark), 2571 nucleotides long. RefSeq lists its product as uncharacterized. The record is from RefSeq and is a predicted model, not a curated record. Lineage: Eukaryota; Metazoa; Chordata; Chondrichthyes; Orectolobiformes; Hemiscylliidae. Bases 194 to 2317 code for a protein of 707 amino acids. The transcript is spliced from 4 exons.